CCCUCCAGCCAGCCCGCGCCUUAGGAGCGGCGGCGACGUCCUCGGGCCCGGCGGCGGCGGCCCUCGGUUGGGCGGGAGGCGGCGGGUCCGGGGUCCAAGAUGUCGUACAUGCUUCCUCACUUACACAACGGCUGGCAGGUGGACCAGGCCAUCCUGUCCGAAGAGGACCGGGUCGUCGUCAUCAGGUUCGGCCACGAUUGGGAUCCCACGUGUAUGAAGAUGGACGAGGUUUUAUAUAGCAUCGCCGAAAAGGUGAAAAACUUCGCCGUCAUUUACCUCGUGGACAUCACGGAGGUCCCGGACUUCAACAAGAUGUACGAGUUGUACGACCCUUGCACGGUCAUGUUCUUCUUCAGGAACAAGCACAUCAUGAUUGACUUGGGCACGGGAAACAACAACAAGAUUAACUGGGCCAUGGAAGACAAGCAGGAGAUGAUCGACAUCAUUGAAACCGUCUACCGGGGAGCCCGGAAAGGUCGGGGUCUGGUGGUUUCCCCCAAGGACUAUUCCACCAAGUACAGAUACUGAAGGACCCGGCCUCUGGGUCCCUCCCCGGCUCCGCUUGUAAAUACCGCCGCUCUCUUUCACGUGGAAAGGUUUUAAACGUUUAUUUAAACCCGUAGUCCUUCUGGGAGAGCGCUCUGUGGCUCCACGGAGCCGACUAGCCGGAGCUCCCGUUUCGGUCGAGGUCCUUUAGAAUCCUUCACGCUGUGUGUGUUCCCGUGCGAUGAAUUUUUUUGUAUUGGCAAGGACGCUCCCCUCAGUUCCCAGCCGAAGGAAUUAAAAAAUCACCCAGACUCCGGGAGCAGCCUCGAUACGUGUGUCUUUUUGGUAAUAAACUGAAUUUUUCUCCUUGA
Molecule: messenger RNA, 857 nt
Organism: Ornithorhynchus anatinus (platypus)
Lineage: Eukaryota; Metazoa; Chordata; Mammalia; Monotremata; Ornithorhynchidae
Gene: TXNL4A
Product: thioredoxin like 4A
Exons: 4
Coding region: 100-528 (142 amino acids)
Biological process (GO): mRNA splicing, via spliceosome
Cellular component (GO): spliceosomal complex; U5 snRNP; U4/U6 x U5 tri-snRNP complex
Source: RefSeq, a predicted model, not a curated record